AUGCCUCAACGCCCCACAGCACGCCCCCACGUCACAGCACGCCCCCACGCCCCACAGCACACCUCCACGUCCCACAGCACGCCCCCACGCUCCACAGCACGCCCACACGCCCCACAGCACGCCCCCAAGUCGCACAGGACGCCCCCCACAGCACGCCCCACAGCACGGCCCCACGCCCCACAGCACCCUCCCACGCUCCACAGCACGCCCACACGCCCCACAGCACGCCCACACGCCCCACAGCACGCCCACACGCCCCACAGCACGCCCAUACGCCCCACAACACGCCCCUACACUCCACAGCACGCCCCCAAGCCCUACAACACGCCCCACAGCACGCCCCCACGCCCCAGAGCACGCCCCACAGCACGCCCCCACGCCCCACAGCACGCCCCACGUCUCCCAGCACGUCCCCACGCCCCACAGCACGCCCCCACACCCCACAGCACGCCCCCACGCCCCCGAGCACUCCGCCACGCCCCACAGCACGCCGCCACGCCCUACUGCACGCCCCCACGCCCCACAGCACGCCGCCACACCCCACAGCACGCCGCCACGCCCCACAGCACGGCCCCACGCCCCAUAGCACGGCCCCACGCCCCACCCCCACACCGGGGCAGCUCAGCAAGGGGCUCCGAGCCAACACAAGAGCGCCAUAAAGCUCUAAAAACAAAACCUAUUUUUAUUGCAUUUCUUUGUCGAGCCAUGAAAGUUGCCAUGAAUGUUGCCAUGAAUGUUGCCACGAAAGUGUCCAUGAAUGUUGCCAUGAAAGUUGCCAUGAGAGUUGCCAUGAAAGUUGCCAUGAGAGUUGCCAUGAAAGUUGCCAUGAGAGUUGCCAUGAGAGUUGCCAUGAAAGCCUAUUUAAUUAAAUGA
Molecule: messenger RNA, 873 nt
Organism: Procambarus clarkii (red swamp crayfish)
Lineage: Eukaryota; Metazoa; Arthropoda; Malacostraca; Decapoda; Cambaridae
Source: RefSeq, a predicted model, not a curated record